Molecule: messenger RNA, 738 nt
Organism: Auanema sp. JU1783
Lineage: Eukaryota; Metazoa; Nematoda; Chromadorea; Rhabditida; Rhabditidae
Source: the annotation of a GenBank genome assembly
CUGUGGUUUUCGUAUUCGAUUGUUAUGUUUCUUCGCAACUUAUCUAUCAUAGCAUGUCUGAUAUGUCUAGUAAAUUGCAAAGUUGAUUCAACUCAUAAAGAUAUCAAGAAAAAACAAGUUGUUGAUACGCUCCCGCAAGAGCACAAAAAUGCUGAGACUUUCAAUCAUAGGAAAACAUACAUCGAGGAAUUCAAAUUGCGUAGAGAGGAGCAUAAAGAAGCUGUUAACUCCAUAGCAAGUAUUCAGAAAGAUAAACAGCGGCUCUACAUUGAAGAAAUCAGAAAUAACAUCAAAAAAUUACUGACUGAAGCAAGAGGCACCCUCGAACGAGUCCAAUGGAAAUCAGAAGAUCCAUUUCCAUAUGAUAGUGAUUUACUCAAAACAAAUCUCUCAAAGCUUUUGGAAAACAUCUCCUUUUUUUCUGAAUUAUCUUUGUCAUAUUUCUCCCAUUUCGAGAAAGUCAUGAAAAAGGAUAGAAAGCUGAACACUGUUAUUGUCUGGGCUUAUAACUAUGCUAAAGAUACAGGGCUUCUGGACUCGGACACCAUGGAAGUAGUCGACAAGAUGGCUAAAAAAUUCUCGAUAAUUCAGAGCAGCGACAGGGAGAAGAUGACUAAGUCAGACAUAGAGGAAGAGGCCAGAAAUGAGCAGAAGAAAAGAAAGGAAGAGAAGUCGAGAGACAAAAAACCAUCCAAGAAACAGAAAGAUAGCUCGAAAAAAGUGAAAUCCGAGUUAUAG